Molecule: messenger RNA, 608 nt
Organism: Oryzias melastigma (Indian medaka)
Lineage: Eukaryota; Metazoa; Chordata; Actinopteri; Beloniformes; Adrianichthyidae
Gene: lsm6
Product: LSM6 homolog, U6 small nuclear RNA and mRNA degradation associated
Exons: 4
Coding region: 149-391 (80 amino acids)
Biological process (GO): mRNA splicing, via spliceosome; maturation of SSU-rRNA
Cellular component (GO): U6 snRNP; P-body; nucleolus
Molecular function (GO): RNA binding
Source: RefSeq, a predicted model, not a curated record
AUAUUUUAAAGAAGUUAUUCUGGUUCUUACUCAAUGCGAUUUUUUUUGUCAAUAGCCGGCUUCCGUAGAGUGCUCUUAUAUGAUUGGCUAGUUCGCAGUCGUGGUUUAAAAACAGUCAUUUUCUAGACGUGAUAGCGGAUCAAGCAAGAUGAGUUUGAGAAAGCAGACGCCAAGUGACUUCCUUAAGCAGAUAAUUGGUAGACCAGUGGUGGUCAAACUCAACUCUGGUGUGGAUUACAGAGGUGUUCUGGCCUGUCUGGAUGGUUACAUGAACAUCGCCAUUGAACAGACAGAAGAGUAUGUCAAUGGACAGCUCAAGAACAAGUAUGGGGAUGCCUUUCUGAGAGGAAACAAUGUUCUGUACAUCAGCACCCAGAAGAGGAAGGUGUAAUGGAUAUCACCUUGUGUUUUAAAUAUUUUUUUGUUUAAUAAUGGCAGAUGUGGAAGUUUUCAGUUCUUGAAAUGUUAAAACUCUGCAGGAUGUUUUUUUUUUGUUUGUUGUAUUUUUAAAACUUUAUUUUUCAAGUUGAGACACUUUUAAUUUGGUUUUCUUGUUUUGUGAACAUCUUUGCUGUAAUAAAGCAAAUUGUUUAAAGACGCUGCAUGAA